AAAUUAGUGAAAACGGGUUAUUAUUAUAUACGGUAUAUUAGAAGAAAAGAAAAUUAGAACAGAGAAGGGCAUCAUCAGGCAUGGGGGCUUCCGAAUCAGUUCCGGAGAAAUCAAUCCAUGAAUUCACUGUCAAGGACAGCAAAGGAAAGGACGUGGACCUUAGCAUCUACAAAGGAAAGGUUCUUCUCGUUGUUAACGUCGCAUCCAAAUGUGGGUUUACGGAUACAAAUUACACCCAGUUGACUGCGCUUUAUGAGAAAUACAAGGACAAAGGUUUUGAAGUCUUGGCAUUCCCUUGCAACCAAUUUUUAAAGCAAGAGCCUGGGACAAGCGAGGACGCCCAAGAAUUUGCGUGUACAAGGUACAAGGCUGAAUAUCCAAUUUUCCAAAAGGUGCGUGUGAAUGGACCAACUGCAGCUCCCAUCUACAAGUUUCUCAAGGCAGAAAAAGGUGGAUUCUUUGGGUCCCGGAUAAAGUGGAAUUUCACUAAGUUUUUAGUAGAUAAGGAAGGAAAUGUCCUUGGUCGCUAUGGCCCCACCACUGCUCCGUUGUCCAUUGAGGCUGACAUCAAGAAAGCAUUGGGUGAAGUGUGAGAUAUAUAACCAGUGGAGGCUAUCAUAGUAUGUACAUAGAGGGCUAAUUCUUCUGUUUUAUUGAGUUAAAUGGAAAAUUUGUUUGUGUCUCGUGCAUCUUACUACAAUCAACGAACUUCAUGUUUUGAUGUGUAAUCAGUGUUUGCUUAUUUGGUAUUUUGUUCAGGUGGUCUGUAAAUCUAGUAGGUGAGAAUAUUGGUGUUUAUCCUCUGUUCAUAUGUUGAAAUGCUCAUGUGAGAGUCUUAUGGUUCAAUUUGAAUUGUUGUUUUUGGCAGAACAAACCUAUUGCCAGACUUCAUUUCCCCUUUCAUGGUUAACAAAAAAUUGGACUAUUGAGUUGAUAUUUUGUGCCUUAAAUGGCUACAUAGAUUC
This is a messenger RNA of Tripterygium wilfordii, 965 nucleotides long. RefSeq names its product probable glutathione peroxidase 4. The transcript has 6 exons. The record is from RefSeq and is a predicted model, not a curated record. The coding region runs from base 81 to 593 and encodes 170 amino acids. Gene Ontology annotation, biological process: response to oxidative stress. Gene Ontology annotation, molecular function: glutathione peroxidase activity. Lineage: Eukaryota; Viridiplantae; Streptophyta; Magnoliopsida; Celastrales; Celastraceae.